Molecule: messenger RNA, 3058 nt
Organism: Salvia splendens (bonfire salvia)
Lineage: Eukaryota; Viridiplantae; Streptophyta; Magnoliopsida; Lamiales; Lamiaceae
Product: putative late blight resistance protein homolog R1B-17
Exons: 3
Coding region: 185-2854 (889 amino acids)
Biological process (GO): defense response to other organism
Molecular function (GO): ADP binding
Source: RefSeq, a predicted model, not a curated record
AUCAAAAUAGAGCUUAAAAUAUCUCUGUAAUUUCACCAUUAUUUAUUCAUGGUUUUCGCCGUGUGGGGCUGUCAAAGUAAACGAAGACUUGGUGAAUUGAGCGAGGUUUGGUGUGAAUCGGAAGAUAAGAAACGACGACCACUGCUUCACUCUCACCGUUGACCACCGAGUGAAGAAGACUCCGAUGGCCGACGCCGCCGUGGAGUUCCUUCUGGAGAAUCUGAAGCAGCUGCUUCUCUACAAUGCUAACCUCAUCCUAGACGUGAAGGAUCAGGUCGAGCUCCUCUACAACGACCUCACCUUGUUCAAGGCCUUCCUCAAGGACUCCACCGAGAAGCGGAGCAAGCACGAGACGGUCAAGGAGCUCGUCAAGCACAUCCGCAACGUCGUCUACGAGGCCGAGGACGCAAUCGACACCUUCGUAGCCCACGCCGCCGUUCACAAGGCGCGGAAGCACAUUGGCAAAGCCAUCCAUUUCAUGGAUUACUCCAAGAAGCUUCACAGCGUGGCGCAUAAGAUUCAGUCGAUUCGUUUGAGAGUGAAGGAUAUUUACGAGAAUAAGAAGUUUGGAUUCGAAGCUCUGCACAUUGGGGGCGGAUCUGACCGAGCCUCCAAGGAGAAAAAGGCUCCGAUUGUUGAAGAAGACAAUGUUGUGGGAUUCGAAGAUGAGGCAGAAAAAGUGGUGGAUCUUCUCAAUAGAGGAUCUGUUGAUCUUGAAGUCAUCUCGAUCGUUGGUAUGCCAGGGCUUGGUAAGACGACAUUGGCUAAAAUGAUUUAUCGUGAUCCGAAAAUCGAGUACGAAUUCUACAAGCGUGCUUGGGUUUAUGUUUCUCAAGACUACAGUCGUAAAGAAGUGUUCCUCCACAUUCUAAGUAGUUUUGUGCAACUCACUGACGAUAUGUAUAAGAUGAAUGACGAAAAUCUGGCUAAAGAGCUCUCUCAACUCUUGGAUAAAUCGAAGUACUUGGUUGUUAUGGACGACGUGUGGACUGAGGAGGCGUGGAAUGAUCUCAAGAUUGCCUUCCCCAAGAACAACAAGGGGAGUAGAAUCUUGAUAACUAGUCGGAUCAAGAAGGUUGCCAAGCAUGCUAAUCCGAAUGCAGAACCUCAUAAUCUGCGGUUUUUAAAUCCAGACGAGAGUUGGAGGUUGCUCCAGAGGAAGGCAUUGGGUUCAGAGAAUUGCCCUGAUGAAUUGGUGAGAGAUGGAAGACAUAUAGCCAAUGUUUGCCGUGGUUUACCACUUGCAAUUGUCGUGAUUGGAGGGGUUCUGCUAGAGAAAGGGAUGGACGGGUGGGGGCAGGUUGCUAGUUGUGUGGAUGCAUACAUUGCCAUGGAUGAGGCGAAACGCAUGGAUAGUUUCAUAGCUCUCAGUUACAAUGACCUGCCUUACCACUUGAAAGCAUGUUUUAUCUACCUUGGGAUGUUUCCAGAGGAUUUUGAGAUCCCCGUGUGGAAAUUGGUUCGCUUAUGGAUUGCAGAAGGAUUCAUACAACACAAGGAGGGGAUGAGCCUGGAGGAUUACGCGGAGGAAUACUUAGAGGAUCUUGUCAAUAGAAAUUUGGUGAUGGUGGGAGAGUUCAGAUCCAAUGGUAAACUCAAAACAUGUCGUGUUCAUGACAUGUUGCGUGAGUUCUGCAAAAAAGAAGCACAAGAAGAGAAUUUCUUCCAAGAAAUAAGGCGUUUUGAUCAAAGCACUUUUGUGUCUUCCAAUCCAGCCUCUGAAAGGUAUCGCCGCCUUUCCAUUCAUUCCCGCGUCUUGAAUUAUAUCUCCUCAAAACCAAAUGGCCCACAAGUUCGUUCGUUCUUGUGCUUCUCGACUGAGGAGAGUAUCCUACCGCCAGAGCACAUCUCAUCCAUCCCUGCUGCAUUUAAGUUGCUCCGAGUGUUAGAUGGCCGCUCCAUCAUUUUCACGCGUUUUCCCACUGAUCUCACUCAACUCGUCCAUUUGAGGUAUAUAGUACUUUCUUGCACCUUUAAGAUUCUUCCUGCUGCCUUAUCCAGCCUUUGGAACAUUCAAACUCUAGUUGUUGAGACUUCUUCGCGCACACUUGAAAUCAAAGCGGAUAUAUGGAAGAUGAUUCAGUUGAGGCAUGUGAAAACCAGUGCAUCCACUACUCUGCCACGCCCUCUCUCUAAAUCAAGAAAGAGUAAAGAUGAUGUCUUGAUGAUAGGGAACCUACAAACCCUUUCAACCAUAUCGCCCGAGAGUUGCACAGAGGACAUGUUUGCCAGGAUUCCCAACCUGAAAGUUCUAGGCAUUCGUGGUCAGUUGGCUAAACUUCUCGAGAAUAAGGGCGGGAGCAUGCUAUUUGAUGGUCUCGGGAAACUGAGCCAUCUCGAAAAUCUGAAGUUGUUGAAUGAUGUGUUUCCUCGUCCACCUUCAGAAGGGAGAUUGACUAGCCUUCCUCAGAGGUACAAAUUCCCAACAAAGCUCAAGAAACUCACUCUCUCAGAUACUUUACUCGAUUGGAAGGAGAUGUCGACUCUAGGAAUGCUGGAAAACCUUGAGAUCCUCAAAUUGAAAGAUAAUGCAUUUAAGGGAAAUUGGUGGCAGCCAGAUGAUGGCGGCUUUCGUUCUCUCAAAAUUCUGCAUAUUGGAAGGACCGAUCUAGUGACCUGGCAUGCUUCGGCUCAUCACUUCCCCAGGCUUAGAAAUCUUUUCCUUAAACACUGCACUUACCUCGGGUCACUUCCCUUAGGCUUUGCAGAAAUUUUGAGUCUCCAGUUUAUUGAUCUAUAUUGUACAAACACAUCAGCUGCUGCUUCUGCUAGAACCAUUAAGCAGAAAAAGGAAGAGAUUCUAGGCAAUCAAGGGACCAUAUUGAAGCUCUCUGUUUAUCCUCCGGAUCAAUGAUCGUCACUCACUCGAUUGACCUCAAUCCUUCACAGGUGAGGAUGUCAAACAAAUGAAAGUUGAUUAAAAAGUUAUUGACUUCUAUUGGAUGUUGGGAGAAAUGUGUUUCAUGUUAUUAUUCAGUAAUGCAUUGAACUCCUGCUCUACACCUCUAAAUUUUUCUGAAUAUUUUCUAAACUCCAAUUCAUCUUUUAUUUUAUUUUA